Molecule: messenger RNA, 408 nt
Organism: Prorocentrum cordatum
Lineage: Eukaryota; Dinophyceae; Prorocentrales; Prorocentraceae
Source: the annotation of a GenBank genome assembly
AUGGCUUCGGCGCGAGUUGCCCGAAUCGCCGCCCACGUGGUGGCAGGGGACGCUGCCAUCGACCCGAACGAAAACGUGGGUGUCUACAUCCUCAGCGCCAAGCGGACCCCUAUUGGUGCUCUUGGCGGCUCUCUUGUAGACUGCCAGGCCACGGAGCUCGGGUCCUGGGCGAUCGCUGCAUCCGUCGAAGCCGCCGGCGUGGCAAAGGAGCAGGUGCAGGAGUGCAUCAUGGGCAACGUCCUCAGCGCUGGCCUCAGGCAGGCGCCCGCAAGGCAGGCGGCGCUCGGCGCCGGGCUGCCCGUGAGCACCUGCUGCACGACGGUGAACAAGGUCUGCGCGUCUGGCAUGAAGGCGGUCACGAUGGGUGCCCAAAGCAUCCUGCUGCACCAUGUCCAAACGUCGUGGUAG